GGGCUCUAUCUCUCUCAAGUCUACUGGCGGAGCAACCAUGGCUGAUCUUCCAAGCUCCGUCGUCUUCCUCCUCAUUUGGCUCGCUUCCAUGGCCUUCCUGCGGGCCCGGGCCCGGGCCCGAACUCUUCCGCCGAGUCCACUCGCCCUGCCGGUCGUCGGCCACCUCCACCUCCUCUCCCCAAUCCCCCACCAGGCCUUCCACAAGCUCUCCAUCCGCUACGGCCCCUUAAUCCACCUCUUCCUCGGCUCUGUCCCUUGCCUCGUCGCCUCGUCGCCGGAAACCGCCAAAGAGUUCCUCAAGACCCACGAAACCGCCUUCUCGAACCGCCCUCAAAUGGCGGCGGUUGAUUACCUCACUUACGGCUCCAAGGAUUUCUCUUUCGCCCCUUAUGGGGCUUACUGGAAGUUCAUGAAGAAGCUGUGCAUGUCCGAGCUUCUCGGCGGCCGGACGCUGGACCUGCUUCUCCCGAUUAGGCGCGACGAGAUGGAGCGUUUCGUAGGGCUUCUGCUCGAGAAGGCAGUGGCUGGAGAGGCUGUGGAUGUUAGAGGGGAGCUCAUGAGGGUGACAAGCAACAUAGUAUCGAGAAUGAUCAUGAGUGAAAGGUGUUCGGAGAACGAGGGCGACGCCGGCGAAGUGAGGAAGCUGAUCCAAGACACUGCUGAGCUUACCGGGAAGUUCAAUCUCUCGGAUUUCAUUUGGUUCUGCAAGAACUUGGAUCUGCAGGGGUUCAGAAGGCGGCUGAGAGAGGUUCGCGACAGGUUCGACGAGAUGAUGGAUAGGAUCAUAGGGGAGCAUGAAGAGGCGAGGAAGAAGAAGAAGAAGAUGAUGAUGAUGAUCAAUGAGAGCUGUGAUCAUGGAGGUGAAGCAGCGAAGGAUUUGCUUGACAUUUUACUUGACAUAUCUGAAGAUGAGAGCUCAGAGAUGAGAUUGUCCAAAGAGAACAUCAAGGCCUUUGUUCUGGAUCUGUUUGCUGCUGGAACAGACACGGCUGCGCUUACGACAGAAUGGGCUCUAGCAGAGCUGAUCAACCAUCCAGAGAUCAUGGACAGAGCCAGAAAAGAAGUAGAUGAAGUGGUUGGAAGGAGCAGGGUCGUGGAAGAAUCAGACAUUGCCAAGCUGCCUUAUCUCCAAGCCAUUGUUAAGGAAACACUAAGGCUGCACCCAACUGGACCAUUGAUUGUAAGGGAGUCAAGUGAGGACUGCACCAUCAUGGGGUACAAGAUACCAGCCAGGACCCGGCUGUUUGUCAACGUAUGGGCUAUUGGGAGGGACCCGAACCACUGGGAGAACCCGCUCGAGUUUCGACCAGAGAGGUUUCUUCUGGGAGAGGAGGGGAGUGGGAAGGGCCAGUUGCUGGAUGUGAGGGGGCAGCACUUUCAUCUGUUGCCAUUUGGGAGUGGAAGAAGAGGGUGCCCUGGAACUACACUGGCAAUGCAGGUUGUGCAGGCAAGCCUUGCAGCCAUGGUUCAGUGCUUUGAAUGGAGGGUUGGUGAUGGAGGGAAUGGCAGUGUGGACAUGGAGGAAGGGCUUGGCUUAACCCUUCCAAGGGCUCAUCCUCUGGUUUGUGUUCCUGUGGCUAGGCUUCAUCCAUUUCCAUCAAUGUGACCUAUCCUACUAGUGUACCAAGUAGGAAAAUGAAAACAUAAAAAGGACCCUUACCUUGCUCUUCGCCACCCUUGGUUUGGUUUGCUCAAGAUGUUAAUUUCAUGCAUGCUUCAUCAAUGCUUAAAAUGUGAACUCUUUGUAAUCUCCCUUGUCGGUAUAGAAACUUCCCCAAAUUCUUACCUA
Diospyros lotus (date-plum) is the source of this 1789-nucleotide messenger RNA. Its product is annotated as cytochrome P450 93A3-like. The coding region runs from base 38 to 1606 and encodes 522 amino acids. Gene Ontology annotation, molecular function: iron ion binding; heme binding; oxidoreductase activity, acting on paired donors, with incorporation or reduction of molecular oxygen, NAD(P)H as one donor, and incorporation of one atom of oxygen. The record is from RefSeq and is a predicted model, not a curated record. Gene Ontology annotation, cellular component: membrane. The transcript is spliced from 2 exons. NCBI's taxonomy places the organism in Eukaryota, Viridiplantae, Streptophyta, Magnoliopsida, Ericales, Ebenaceae.